AUGUCAACCGUGUCAGAUCAGCGGAUGAAAGGACAAGGAACUCAUGGAAAUGGCGAUUAUAAUUCUUGGAGUGCGCAAGUGAAUCACGGUCCAGGAGGUGCAGGACAUCAGAAAAAAUCGGACGAUGGCUACUACCGAAAUCAUGGAGCUUACCAGAGUCAUGAUAGUGUCAGGAAUGUCGAAAAAGGUAUGCAAGGACUUGGGCUUGGUUCCGCGGCACGUAGCGGUAACAGCGACGGCAAUUCCGGUGUAUCGAAAUACUAUCAGCAACAGCAGCAGCAAAAGGAAGCUCCCAAAAAGAUGACCUGGGCCACGAUCGCUUCGCAGCCGGCUAAACCGCAAGUGAACACCACCAGUACGACGGUGAAGAAGAAGGGCCCUGGCAUGCCGCCGCCACCGAUGAUUCCUGGCAAGCACAACAUGGACAUAGGUACCUGGGAUUCGCCGUCGAAGAACGGUCCAAGCGUAAUCGUACCGACGCCGCCGCCGAUUAUUCCACCGCCGGUCAUCGAACCGUCUCCACUGGCCGAUCCUAUACCGUCCAAGUCGGGCGGGGGUCGCGAAUCGGUGGGCGGUGCCACAUCGCAGCACCACAGAAACAACUCGCAGAACAUGGGACCGGCCGGCAUUCAAAGCUCCAGAUGGCCAACGCCGGGCCAGGCUCAGAUUCAACAGCAACAACUGACUGCACCACCGCCAAGUACCACCGACAGGAACAAUGGUCCUUCGGCGGGAGGCAACGCUGACCAAGCGGGAAGCGGCAGUAACGCUGGGUCUGGUGGUAGUUCCAUGUCAUCUGGUCCCCAUCAUCAAAACCAGCAGCAUCACCAGCAUCAGCAAGGUCCACUUGCGCGCAACCACUCGUCGCAUUAUCAGCCACAGCAGCAGCAGCAUCCUCAUAAUCAGGACAGGCCCGGAUCAAACUACGAUCGGGCACCGCACCAUCAUCAGCAAGGUACUUCGCAACAUGGUAACAGCUACAGUCAAUCUCGCAACCACAAUGCUGCCUACUCUUCGUCCGGUCCUAGUGGAUCGGCCAGUACUGGACCGUCAUCCGCAAUGAUUGAUCGCCAAAACAGUGGAGGUUCCGGAGCGGGUAGCUUCCGGCAGCAGAAUGAUGGACAUGGUGGGUCGCAUCCACAGCAUGGUUCGCAUCAUUCGCAGCAACAGUCGGAAAGACCGGCGUUCCAUCAGCAGCGUCCAUCGAAUCACCAUAGCGAUCGUGGAAUGGGCAGUAGCAGCUACCAUCCAUCUGCCGAUCGAGGACAUUAUGGAUCCAACAGUGGUUCGGACGCGGUGGCGCACAACAGCAACUCGUCCGUACCGCCAGUUGCUACGAGUGGUCCAACGAUAAAGGCACGUUCACCAUCGCCGUCUAUCUCGGACAGCGAAAUGGCACUCAAGCUGGCCGAGUCGCAAAAAAUUCUUGACCAACUGAAGACUAAGAACAACUACAAUCCAGCUUCGUUGGAUCUGUUGAAAACGGUCGAAUUAGCAAGAUUCUUCGUCAUCAAAUCGUACUCGGAGGACGAUAUUCAUCGAAGUAUUAAGUACGAAAUAUGGUGCUCUACCGAACAUGGCAACCAGCGUCUGGAUCAGGCAUUCCGCGAGCGUGAAGAGAAGGGCGGCACAGUGUAUCUGUUCUUCUCCGUGAACGGUUCGGGACACUUCUGUGGAGUGGCGCAAAUGAUGACGGCUGUCGAUUACAACUCCAAUUCAAGCGUCUGGUCACAGGACAAAUGGAAGGGAACAUUCAAGGUGCGCUGGAUCUACGUGAAGGACGUACCAAACUCUAAUCUGCGCCACAUUCGGCUGGAAAAUAACGAAAACAAAUCGAUGACAAAUUCGCGCGACACGCAGGAGGUGCCGAAUGCGAAGGGCAUUCAGGUGCUGCAGAUCAUCCACAGCUUCGAGCACCAAUCAUCGAUAUUCGAUGAUUUCCAGCACUACGAGAAGCGCCAGAUGGAGGAGGACACACGCAAGCACGAGGCGCCACCACCGUCGAACCAUUCGUAUCACAACCAGCGUGAUCGACGGGAAAAUCAGGCGGCAGGUGGUCACUACUAUGAUGGACCCGGUGGUGGUGGUAAGUAUCACGGCGCUGGAGGUGGUGGCUACAACAACAAAUACAAUGACCGUAGUGGUGAUGACGGUUACGACGGAUACGGUAGCCGGGCUGGUGGCGGCGGCAGUAGCGGUGGUUAUCAUGGAGGAUAUAACAAAGGAGGUAGCAGCGGUGGUUACGGAGGUUAUAAUAAUCGCAGCAGCUACAACAAUCGGGACGACGCGGGACGCGGAUAUCCGAGUUUUGACCGGCGUAACAACAAUGGCAACAGUGGCGGUAGCAACAAUAAUGGUGAAGAUCAUCAUGAUGCAUCCGCUCCCGGAGGAGGAGCUGGCGGUGGAUAUCACUCGCGCGGCGGUGGCGGUGGUGGUUACAACAAUCGCUCUCGAGACUAUUAUCGCGAUGAACGCCGCGGACCGAACGACUACGGACGCUCGCGAGGCAGCGACUACGACAAUGGUCGUGAUAGUGAUGGUGGCGGUAUCUACCGAAGCGGAGACCGUGGUGAUCGAGAUCGAGGUUCCUCGCGGGAUCACUUCCGGGACCGCAACGAUCGCAUGAUGGGUCCUAGUAACAGCCGUGGCGGUCCUGGCAGUAACGGCAGCGGUUCCAACAUCUAUAGAACCCCGAACUAA
Anopheles marshallii is the source of this 2700-nucleotide messenger RNA. It is a transcript of the gene Ythdf, whose product is annotated as YTH domain-containing family protein. Bases 1 to 2700 code for a protein of 899 amino acids. Gene Ontology annotation, biological process: mRNA destabilization. Lineage: Eukaryota; Metazoa; Arthropoda; Insecta; Diptera; Culicidae. The transcript has 7 exons. Gene Ontology annotation, cellular component: cytoplasm. Gene Ontology annotation, molecular function: mRNA binding; N6-methyladenosine-containing RNA reader activity. The record is from RefSeq and is a predicted model, not a curated record.